Leptopilina boulardi is the source of this 2293-nucleotide messenger RNA. RefSeq names its product coatomer subunit delta (gene deltaCOP). The record is from RefSeq and is a predicted model, not a curated record. The transcript is spliced from 8 exons. Lineage: Eukaryota; Metazoa; Arthropoda; Insecta; Hymenoptera; Figitidae. Gene Ontology annotation, biological process: Golgi localization; endoplasmic reticulum to Golgi vesicle-mediated transport; retrograde vesicle-mediated transport, Golgi to endoplasmic reticulum. Bases 437 to 1984 code for a protein of 515 amino acids. Gene Ontology annotation, cellular component: COPI vesicle coat; cytosol.
AAUGGGUGUAAAACCCUUAAAAACAAUAGAAAAAUAUAUUAAAAUCAGUGAAAAUAAUUGAUAUUUAGUGUUAUUAUUAAUAAUAGAUUUUUUAUAAUCUUUUAUUUUCAAUUUACAAUCAAUUAGUGAGUUUAAAUUAUACUCCAAAAGUACAGAAAGCAACGUUCAUAACCAACAAUUUUUACCUGUCAUUAUCCUACAAUUGUUUACAAUUUUCUUCAAUUAUUGUUUAUUUUUUCUUAUCAUUGACGAGAAUUGUAAAUCUGACAAAAAGCAAAAUAUUUCAUUGUAAAUCGUCUUUUAGGAGAACACACGUCAGCUAGGCACACAUUUGUCUGUAUACAUAUAUAUGUAUUAGUUGAUGUGAAUUGCAUAUGCAGACAUUCCAUCAGGUUUUAUCAUAGGAUUUAAACCUUUUUGAGUAACCUGCCAAAAAAUGGUGCUCAUUGCUGCUGCAGUAUGUACGAAAGCAGGGAAAACUAUUAUCUCUCGUCAAUUUGUGGAAAUGACGAAAGCUCGAAUAGAAGGAUUAUUAGCUGCAUUUCCAAAAUUAAUGAGUUCUGGUAAACAACAUACUUUUGUCGAAACAGAUUCCGUUCGUUAUGUUUAUCAGCCACUAGAGAAAUUGUACAUGUUACUAAUAACAACAAAAGCUAGCAAUAUUCUCGAAGAUUUGGAAACAUUACGACUUUUUGCUCGUGUGCUUCCAGAAUAUUGUAAAUCAAUGGAUGAACUAGAAAUAGCAGAGAAUGCAUUUAAUUUAAUUUUUGCAUUUGACGAAAUUGUAGCAUUGGGUUACAGGGAGAGUGUAAAUUUGGCACAAAUAAGAACAUUUGUCGAAAUGGAUUCACAUGAGGAGCGUGUUUAUCAAGCAGUUCGAUUUACACAAGAGCGUGAGGCAAAAAAUAAAAUGCGUGAAAAAGCAAAAGAAUUACAGAGACAACGAAUGGAAGCGAACAAAAAAGGUGGCAUCAAAAGUCCAAACUUUGGCGGUGGAUUUGGAAAUAAUUCAUUUCCAUCGAAUUCAAGUAUUGGUGAUUUAGCGAAUUUUAUACCAGAACCAGUGAAACCUGUACAGUAUUCAUCGGUUCCAAAAACAACAUCCGCUGGACCUGGAGCAAUGAAAUUGGGUGGUAAGGCACGUGAUGUUGAUUCGUUUGUUGAUCAACUUAAAGAAGAAGGCGAAACUGUGUCGAUGAAUAAUUCCAGUGCUACUGGAAAGAAAGUAACGAGUCUACCACAGCCAAUUGUCAAUACAGAGCCGGUUCAUUUGAGGCAAGAAGAAAGGCUUAGUUUACGUGUGAGAAGAGAUGGCGGUGUUCAAUCAUUUGAACUUCAUGGAUUGGUGACGCUAAAUAUUUCUGAUGAAAAGUGGGGUCGUAUUCGUGUUCAACUGGAAAAUAAAGACACAAAAGGAGUACAAUUUCAGUCUCAUCCAAAUGUAGAUAAGGAAUUGUUUAGGAUGCAGAAUCAGAUUGGAUUGAAAAUCCCCUCGAAACCCUUUCCAAUUAAUACGGAUGUUGGUGUAUUGAAAUGGAGGUUACAGACUCAAGAUGAAACUGCACUACCUCUUUCUAUAAAUUGUUGGCCAUCUGAGAAUGGAGACGGUGGAUGUGACGUGAAUAUUGAAUAUGAAUUGGAACAGACUGAUCUAGAAUUAAACAAUGUUCAGAUUGCCAUUCCUCUUCCUUUGGGAUGUAAUCCUGUUGUAAACGAAUGUGACGGACAGUACAAUCACGAUUCGAGAAGAAAUAUGCUAACAUGGUCCUUGCCAAUUAUAGAUGCAUCAACAAAAUCUGGAGCUAUGGAAUUUUCCGCUCCUUCGUCAACGCCUUCGGAUUUCUUCCCUCUUCAUGUCACUUUUUCAUCAAAGACAUCUUAUGCCAAAAUUAAGGUCAUUAAUGUUUUCCUGGUUGAAGAAGAGACCCCUGUUAAACACUCAGUGGAAACAGUUUUCUUUACAGACAAUUAUGAAGUGGUAUAAAGAAAAAACAAAAUUAUGAAAAGAAUUGACAUUGGGCCACUGUAUUAUACCAUCACCCGUUUGAAUUAGUUAAUUGGACAUAAGAAGUAUUAGUGCAUGAGGAUAAAACAUACAUUUAAUUCAAAUGUUGAGCUUAAGCUGAGCGGCUUAUUUCUUUGUAACCUAGGUAAUAAUAUAAAUUGUAAAACACUAACACAGUGAAAACGAAGUAUUAUCUUCGUUUUAUAAAACAAAAAAAAAUAUUUUAACAUUCCUAUCAUAUACUGUUAUUUUACUUUAAUUAAAAAAAAUUCGUUCAUUUUAUCCAUA